This is a messenger RNA of Sporisorium graminicola, 432 nucleotides long. RefSeq lists its product as uncharacterized. Bases 1 to 432 code for a protein of 143 amino acids. The transcript is spliced from 3 exons. The record is from RefSeq and is a predicted model, not a curated record. NCBI's taxonomy places the organism in Eukaryota, Fungi, Basidiomycota, Ustilaginomycetes, Ustilaginales, Ustilaginaceae.
AUGCUCCAACCAGUAUCACGGCGCGUCUCAACAGCACGCCCACAGAGACCGUACUCGACAGCUGCACAAUCACCACGUCCACGCCAACCGCCCAAGUCGCAAGGCCUGAAUCAACCAAAAGCCAUCUUCUGGGGUUGGGCAGUGCUGGUCGUGAUAGCCGGCUUCAGCUACUUUACCGUCAAAUCGAAUAACACAGCCAAGAAGCGCGAGUUCAUGAUCAAGCAGGGUCAGGAGCUGCAACGGCAGAAAAACGAAGCAGGAGAAGAUGGUCAGGCUGUGGCAUCAUCUACGCCCCUUCUCAUGUCCACGACCAACCAAGAAAAAUAUGCACAGUCGCCGCUGCAGAGCUUGGCGGCCGCACUGAGCAGGCAGACGACGCAGCGCACACGCAACCCUGAGGCGUCCAGGUCGAGCACCAGGGCAAACGAGUGA